Molecule: messenger RNA, 381 nt
Organism: Lymnaea stagnalis (great pond snail)
Lineage: Eukaryota; Metazoa; Mollusca; Gastropoda; Lymnaeidae
Source: the annotation of a GenBank genome assembly
GUUAUGUUUAAAUGGAAAUUAGAAAUCGUCGACGAAGACAGCGGUAAGACAGUUUCGCUGGGGGAAGCCUCUUGUGUUUUCAACAGACCAAGGCAAGGCUUCGUGUCUCAUCCAAACGACUGGAUUUCUAUUGACCUGGAUACAAUAGUCAGUAGCGGUUGCAUUGCACCGGACGGGUCAGCGACAUUGAAGUGGACUGUUGUUACGAAACCAAUUUUACAAAUCGAGAAUGUAGCGGAGUUUCACGAAAUACUGGAAACGUUAAAAACAUUUUGUGACAAUUAUGAAGGACCAGAAGAACAAAUCUCUUAUAUUCUGAGAAAAGUACUCGAAAAUGGUGACAGAAUGACUCGAAUGGAAAAUAUACUUUCUGAUAUGGAC